GGAUACAGCUGGCUGACAUUUCACUUCGCUACAGCCCGAUUGUGAAUUUUAGUCAUUUGCAAAUACACUGGGGGAAAAAACCACUCUGCUAUCCAUUCUUAGGUGAUAAUCUCUAACUUUGGGUGCGACAUCAGCAUUCAACCAACAAUGGUCCUCUCUGGAAUGAAACCUGUGACUCGGCUGCUUAGAACCUAAAGAAGGUGAUGGUGCUGUGACAAUGUAGAGAAGCCAUGGCAGAAAAUGUGGUUUGUACUGGGGCUGUCCGUGCUGUGAAGGAAGUUUGGGAAAAAAGACUAGAGAAACUCAGUGAAGACCUGAAGCGAGAGAAGCAGUUUCAGCAGAAGCUAGUGCGUAUCUGGGAAGAACGAGUAAGCUUAACCAAGCUAAAAGAAAAAGUCACCAGAGAAGAUGGAAGAGUCAUUUUGAAGAUAGAGAAAGAAGAAUGGAAGAUUCUUCCUUCCUCUUUACUGAAAUUGACUCAGCUUCAGGAAUGGCAAUUGCAUAGAACUGGUUUGUUGGAAAUUCCUGAAUUCAUUGGAAGAUUCCAGAACCUCAUUGUGUUAGAUUUAUCUCGAAACACUAUUUCAGAGAUACCUCCAGGAAUUGGACUGCUCACUAGACUUCAGGAAUUAAUUCUUAGCUACAACAAAAUCAAGACCGUCCCCAAGGAGCUAAGUAAUUGUGCCAGCUUGGAGAAACUAGAGCUAGCUGUUAACAGAGACAUUUGUGAUCUUCCACAGGAGCUCAGCAAUCUCUUAAAACUUACUCACCUUGAUUUGAGUAUGAACCACUUCACUACAAUACCUCUGGCUGUGUUGAACAUGCCUGCCCUUGAGUGGCUGGACAUGGGAAGCAACAGACUUGAACAACUUCCUAGUACCAUAGAAAGAAUGCAAAGUCUACAUACAUUGUGGCUACAACGGAAUGAAAUAACAUGCUUGCCAGAAACAAUCAGCAAUAUGAAAAAUCUGAGUACUCUUGUUCUCAGCAACAAUAAAAUGCAAGAUAUUCCAGUAUGCAUGGAGGAAAUGGCAAAUCUGAGGUUCGUCAACUUUAGAGACAACCCACUAAAAUUAGAAGUAACACUUCCUCUCAGUGAAAGUACAGAUGAAGAGGAACAGGAAUUAUUUGGCCUUCAGUUUAUGCACAAAUACAUACAGGAGUCCCGGAGAAGGGCAGAUGACUGGGUCAAGUGUUCAGCUACUUCACCAACCUUCAUUAAUACUGAUGGAUAAUAUAAUUCAAAAUGCCCUGCUGAAGAAGAUUAUUUUCAGAAUUUGGUGACUACUUUGUUUGGAUUUCUCAAGUAAAAAGCAAAGCUACUGCUACAGAUAAAUUAGGCCACAGUAUUUUUAAAGAUCAUCUAUUCAAAUUAUAUUUUUGUGAAUAUAAAAAUAUAAUUUAAAAGGUAUUUUUGGUGGAAGACA
This is a messenger RNA of Octodon degus (degu), 1427 nucleotides long. It is a transcript of the gene Lrrc39, whose product is annotated as leucine rich repeat containing 39. Bases 231 to 1235 code for a protein of 334 amino acids. Gene Ontology annotation, molecular function: protein binding. Lineage: Eukaryota; Metazoa; Chordata; Mammalia; Rodentia; Octodontidae. The transcript has 9 exons. The record is from RefSeq and is a predicted model, not a curated record.